Molecule: messenger RNA, 1701 nt
Organism: Paramecium sonneborni
Lineage: Eukaryota; Ciliophora; Oligohymenophorea; Peniculida; Parameciidae
Source: the annotation of a GenBank genome assembly
CUAAAACAUAUUUGGUCAAAGUUUUAGUAGAGUACUUAUGAAGUAAAUAAAAUUAUAAACUUCUUAGAAUGAUUCAAUAAUCUUUGAAUCUGUGUGUCAUAAAAUAAGUAGAUAAAAGAAAAAGCUUAAGCCUAUCUCAAUUUAAUUAGGAUAGGAAUGGUUAUAUGUUUUUAAAGAUUAAAAUCCACAUGGAAUGCUAUAAUUAACAGUGGUGAUAAUGAGCAUUUUGAAAAGUGAUUUUGGAAUGGCAAUUAGAUUAUUAAGAAAUGGAUAGUAUAUUGAUAUAAUAACACCUGAUGGAAAUCGAUUGAAGUAAUUAUUGUAGCAUAAGUGUUUAUAAACAACAUUUCAUGAUGAAUUCAGUGUUUCUAAAAUGAUAGGAAAAGGAAGUUUUGCUAAGGUUUAUCUUGCUGCUAAGAAAUCUUCAGGAGUUUAAUAUGCAAUUAAGGCAUUCAAUAAAGAGUUUAUGCUAGAACAAUUUAAAGGUAAAGAAAGUUUAGAGAAUGAAAUAAGAGUUAUGAGGAGAUUAAAUUAAGAUAAUCUUGUUCAUUUGCAUGAAGUAUAUGAAACAUAAAAUUCAGUAUAUUUUGUUUUGGAUCUUUUAUAAGGAGGUGAAUUAUUAACAAGAGCUAAAACUAAUCCAUUUUCUAAAGAAGCCUUAUAAAAAUUAAUGUAUAAUUUUAUAAAAGCUCUUAUUCAUAUUCAUAGUAAGAAGUGCAUUCAUAGAAAUUUAAAACCAGAAAACUUACUUCUAAAAAAUAAAGAAUCAUCAACUGAUGUUGUAAUUGCUGAUUUUGGAUUAGCAACAUUUUUAAAUGAAUAGAUUUUAUUUAAAAGAUGUGGUACUCCAGGAUUUGUUGCACCUGAAAUUUUAAUAUAUAAAGAAGAAGAUCCUUUUUAUGAUGAUAAAUGCGAUAUUUUUAGUGCUGGAGUCAUAUUUUAUAUUCUUCUUACAGGAAGGUAACCAUUUUAAGGUUAAGAUUACAAGGCUAUAUUAAGAUCUAAUAAAAAUUGUGAAAUUAAUUUCAAUCUAAAAGAAAUAUUAUCAGUAUUUUCUAUAUAUGUAAUUUUAGUCAUCAGCAAAACUGUAAGAUUUAUUACGAAAAAUGCUAUAAUAAAAUCCUAAAGAUAGACCAAGUGCUGAAACCUGUUUAUAGCAUCCUUAUUUUAAAGAGAUUUUUAAUAUGAAAGAUUUAAUUGAAAUUCAAGAAAAUCUAAUUUAAUAUGAAUUAGAAAAUUAAUAUAGAAUAUAAAAGAAAGGAAGUUUCGAUAGUCAAACUGGUUCAAUGGAAUUAAUAACAAGAUCUCCUGCUUUUAAUGGUCGUAUUGAAACUAUUGGAUCAUUUUCUAAUGGAUCAGUACCAGGAUCAUCAAAUCGUUUAGAAAAACCAUAACAAUAAUAAUAGUUUUCUAAAUUUAGUCAAUUUUGUUAAAAUAUAAAGAAUGUACAACAAGAUUCCAAUAGUAGUUCUCAAGCCUCUCCUUUAAAUAAAAAAAAUGAUUCUUAGGAUCUUCAUAAAUUUGCAUUGAAAAACUCUUACUAAAAAAAAAAACAAUUGAGUGUAGAUGAUGAUUAUGUAAAUGAAGAAUCUGUUCACUUAGAAGAUGCCAUAUAAAAAUUAAAUUCUUAAACACCAAAAAUUGGUCUUUUUAAAAAGAGUGCUUCCUAUAAAGUACCAAAAACAACAUAGGAAUGAUAUA